UUUCCGGGCAGGUUCCGUGCUGAGCGCGUGGCGUCCUGUGAGUCCGACUCGUACGCGAAGUAUCCGACCCGACACGGUUCGAAUCCCGGUUUUUUCGUCGAGAUUUAGCCGUGAAACCCUCGUUGGUGUGUCCUUUCCGGUUGUGGAUUGUUACAUUUCCGCGUUUGGAUUGGUGCAUUUCCGGUUUUGAAUUGUUAUUUCCAGGUGUGAAUUGUUGGUUUACCGGGUGUGGGAUAUACAGCGUUUCCGGUUCCGGUGUGUGCGCGUGAACCGGUUCCGGUUGUGGUCUGUUGUUUUAUUUUAUGGUUUUUUGAAUCGGAGUUUGUGGUCGUGUCGCUGGGUGGCGUUGAGGAGAUUCGGAUGUUGAUGAUGAUUAACUGUAAAUCAAAGUGAUGUUGCAAUCCCUUUCGACAACGCCCGAGGUGUGAGAAGCAAAACUUUUGCUCAACCUAGUGACGAUGAUUUGUGGCAAGUCGAUAAACGAAACUUUAACGUCAAUCAGCUGAGUCUCCGGACGUAACCAUGGCAACGGAAGGAAAUGGAACGCACGAUAAGAAGUUUGAGCUGGAGUUGGAAUGCACGAUAAAGGCUCACUUGGACAAGGAGAAAGGGUUGACGAGCCCCGAAUUCUGUCCACGAACGUGGGACUCGCUGCUCUGCUGGCCGCCGACACGCCCGGGUUCUGUCGCCCUCCAACCCUGCUUUAGCGAGCUCAACGGCAUCCCCUAUGACACCACCCAGAACGCGUCACGGUUGUGCGGGGUCGGCGGGGAGUGGGUGAACCACACGAACUACGCGGACUGCCACGACUUGAACCAGCAGGCCGACGAUGCUGGGAUCGUCGUCACGACGGCCAUCUACUUUGCCGGCUACUCCAUCUCUCUCAUCGCUUUGUGCCUCGCCAUCUGGAUCUUCCUCUACUUUAAGGACCUUAGAUGUCUUCGGAACACCAUCCACACGAACCUCAUGUCAACCUACAUCCUUACGGAUUUCAUGUGGCUCCUUACGAUCACGUCACAGAUGUUCCUCCAGACGGACCAGGUUGUCUGCGCCUUCCUCAUUGUAAUUUUACAUUAUUUUCACCUCACAAACAUAUACUGGAUGUUCGUCGAAGGUCUAUACUUGUACAUAUUAGUUGUGGAGACAUUCACACGAGAGAACAUCAAACUUAGAAUGUAUAUCAUCAUUGGAUGGGGGAUCCCUGUCCUGAUUGUAGCCGCCUGGGCUGUGGCGAAAUCCCUCGCCCCAACAGAUCUGCAGGUGGAGACUGGUAGUAGUAUAAUGCGGCAUGACUGCAGGUGGAUGAGUCCUCAUGCUUACGACUGGAUCUACCAAGUGCCGGCCGUUCUAGUCUUAGGAAUCAAUUUUAUUUUUCUCAUCAGUAUUAUGUGGGUGCUAAUCACGAAGCUGAGGUCAGCAAAUAACGCUGAGACGCAGCAAUAUAGGAAAGCGACCAAGGCGCUUAUAGUACUGAUCCCCCUUCUAGGAAUCACUUACGUUCUAGUAAUCGCGGGACCAACAACAGGUGUCUCCGCCAAUAUAUAUGCUUAUGUACGGGCAGUCCUCCUCUCGACACAGGGAUUUCUAGUGGCUAUUUUCUACUGCUUCCUGAACACGGAGGUGCAGAACACGGUGAAACACCACAUGGAGAGAUGGCGAGAGGCUCGGGAGCUAGGGGCCAGCGGGCGACGCUACACGUUCAGCAAGGACUGGUCGCCAAACACACGGACUGAGAGCAUAAGGCAGGCUGUGCAGCUCACAACAGGCGACCACCGUCGGGAAUCACUACAGAAAGCGCGAAUCAACCACGAGUGACACGACGACGAUGACGCUGGUCGGCUCGGUGGCCGCCUCGGGGCCCACCCCGGCGCCAAACGGCACUCGCUUCUCUAACGGCUCCAUGGGCCGCCCCUCCUGCCCCUUCCUCGACGUCACCAGCCACGAGAACGUCGUUUGAUCCACGCCCACGUCUUCACCCUCGUCGCCCGCGUGCUGGCCCAGACGUCGCCCGGACCCCGAGACCAGCUUGUAAGCGGAUCCCAGACGAAAUCCUCGUCUCCCGGCCGACCCAAGGACUGUUGUGCUAAGGAAGAACGCCGUAUGAACGUUCGAGAGUUGCCGAAUUUCUCCGAAUAAAACGUGUAUUCACUGAAAAAAAUGGUAAGGUGAAACCACCAGUUACAGACACCCGCAAAAAUGUGAC
Molecule: messenger RNA, 2203 nt
Organism: Bemisia tabaci
Lineage: Eukaryota; Metazoa; Arthropoda; Insecta; Hemiptera; Aleyrodidae
Source: RefSeq, a predicted model, not a curated record